Molecule: messenger RNA, 1708 nt
Organism: Aricia agestis (brown argus)
Lineage: Eukaryota; Metazoa; Arthropoda; Insecta; Lepidoptera; Lycaenidae
Product: delta(24)-sterol reductase-like
Exons: 4
Coding region: 55-1656 (533 amino acids)
Biological process (GO): steroid metabolic process
Cellular component (GO): cytoplasm; membrane
Molecular function (GO): Delta24(24-1) sterol reductase activity; FAD binding
Source: RefSeq, a predicted model, not a curated record
AUGUUGGUGUGGUGAUAAGUUUGCCGGUACAUGUGACUUGUGACUAUUACAACCAUGCUACCUACGUCCUUCAAGAACCGCCUAAUAAGCUGGCUGGAGGAUCACCGCGAGCUGGUGGUGGUGGCGUUCUGCCUGCCCGCCAGCUUCCUGUUCACGCUGCUGCUGCGCCUGCGCGCCGCUCUCAGGCGGCUGGCCAGCGAUCCCACCAGGCACGAAGGCCAAGUCAGACGGAUACAGGCUAAGGUCCAGGAAUGGAACAAGCUACCAUCCGCCAACCGGCGUCUGCUGUGCACCGCUCGGCCGAACUGGCAGUCUCUCUCCACCACCUUCUUCGAGAAGCACCUCCACCACCAGGUCGCCGUGCCGCUGUACGACAUCCUGGAGCUGGACAAGCAGGCCAUGACGGUGAGGGUAGAACCCAUGGCAACCAUUGGGGAUAUAACCGAGUACCUGAUACCGAAGGGAUAUUCGUUGGCGGUUACGAUUGAACUAGUGGACGCGACUUUAGGAGGUCUAGCUAUGGGCACCGGAAUGUCAACGCACUCACACAAAGCUGGACUCUACCAUGAGACAGUCACCAGCUACGAAGUGGUUUUGGGGGACGGUUCCUUGGUCACAGCAACUGCUGAAAACGAAUACUCCGACCUGUUUUACGCGCUACCCUGGUCUCACGGAAGCCUGGGGUUCCUGGUUGCUCUGACACUUAAAAUCGUCAAGAUAAAGCCAUACAUCAAGAUUACGUACACCCCAGUGACAGGACAGAAGAACUACUGCGAUAAAAUGAGGGAGUUGUCAGGCGCCAAUGAGGCUAAACCUAAGAACCAUCCUGACUAUAUAGAAGGGACUGUGUUCAGUAAGGAUAAGUGUGUUAUUAUGACGGGGGAGUACUCCGAUAAUGAUGGUGUCACGAAAGUAAACCACUGUGCGCGCUGGUAUAAGCCCUGGUUCUACAAACAUGUGGAGUAUUUUCUGGAUAAAGGAGAGUCGACCGAACUGAUUCCUUUGCGUGACUACCUCUUGAGGCAUAAUCGUUCCAUAUUCUGGGUGGUCGAAGACAUGAUAUCCUUUGGCAACAACCCAAUAUUCAGGCUGUUCUUUGGCUGGUUGCUCCCACCGAAACCUGCCUUCCUUAAGUUCACGACUACGCCCGGAGUAAGGGCAUAUACCUUUACCAAACAGGUGUUUCAAGACAUAGUUCUUCCUCUGCAGGAAUUGGAGCGCCAGAUCAAUCUAGCUAGCGAGUUAUUCGAGAAGUUUCCAUUGCUGGUUUAUCCAUGUAAGAUAGUGGAUCGCGGUCCAUCGACGGGCCAAUUGCGGCGUCCACCUUCUAAGUAUUUAGUCCCGGGUACAAACUACGCGAUGUACAACGAUUUGGGCGUUUACGGAGUCCCGGGUAAGGUCAAGGACAAGAAGCCGUAUAACCCAGUGGCGGCUAUGAGGAAGAUGGAGGAGUUCACGCGAGACGUGGGAGGAUACUCGUUCCUCUACGCAGAUAUCUUCAUGACGCGAGAGGAGUUUGAGCAAAUGUUUGAUCUGUCGCUAUAUGAGAGGUUGCGGAGUAAGUAUCACGCGGAGGGCGCCUUCCCGCACUUGUAUGAUAAAGUCAAGCCCGAGCUAGAUGUGUUUAAGAUCGGUGAGGAGAAUGCAUUGUCGUAGAUGAUGGUUUAUAGUUUAUUGUAUGAGCCGUGAGAGGAAGAAUAACAUUUUA